Seminavis robusta is the source of this 1573-nucleotide messenger RNA. The record is from the annotation of a GenBank genome assembly. NCBI's taxonomy places the organism in Eukaryota, Bacillariophyta, Bacillariophyceae, Naviculales, Naviculaceae.
AUGACAGACAACAAUCAUGCUGCCCCACUGUGGAUCCAGCUAGAGGAUUCCAGCGAUCAGCUGAAUCUCUUUUCGGCUUGUCCUGUGUGCUUCUUGAGUGUCAUUGGUCCAAGCUCGUCGUCAACUGGGCCGAAAUGCAACGUGAUGGUGAUUUCUUGGCUGAUUGCUGCCGGAGGAGAUUGCCUCGUCAUGAGCAUGAACAAGCGAAGACACACAAGCACAAUGCUGAACAGUGGGUCCCCUGUUUGUUUGUCAAUUAUAGGGUCGCACAACGAGGAACUCGCCCUGAACGUCGGCAGCGUUUCGGGGCGGUGGGGAAAGAGCAAGUUCCCACAAGACUAUUCCAAUGAUAAGGACCAGCAGACAAAAACACGUGACAGCAACAAUGACAAGACGUAUGCUUCUCGGGGCGACCAAGCUCGCAUGAGUAAACGCGCCAAAAAGAGGCAACGCUUCGAAAUGGGGAUUCCCGGGUUGCGCAGAGAGAAACAAGGAAAGGAAGGGAAGGAAGCAGAAACGUUUGCUAUAGAGGGCACUCUCGCUCACAUCCACUGUCAAGUUGUGAGUAAAGAGGAAUCCAUCAUCGAUGACGAACACUACUUUGUACGAGUGGCGAUGCUACGUGCAUUCGUAAGAACGGCUCACUGGGAUCCGGACACAAAGAUAUUUGCUCCCAAGUCCUUGGAACAUUCCUCUACUUCGAGUUUCUUGGGAUCCCAGUCCUUUGGGUACGUUGUGAGGAAUCCACCAACAAUCGACAACGCCAAGUUACCUGUACAUUCCAAAUUGCCACAACAAAAUUCAGCACUGAAGUGUACUGGAAACCAUCCGAAGGAAGCAGAGUCUGCUUGGAUUCAGCUAGACGAUGGGAAGCAGUUUAGCCGGCUGCUUUACCCCAACCCGUUAUGCCUACUGGUGUUCAACGGCCAUGAGGAUCGUGACAAGGAAGGCGCUGCCAACACCGUCGUCCUAGAACGGGUGACAGCCACAAACAACACCGGGUCGUUCAUGUUUUGCAUUCCAAACACAAGCAAACAUCAAGGCGUCUUCCGUACGGGUGGGGAUGCAAGUAGUGCUCGACGGAGCUUCUUGUUGUCAGUGCCAGUUCAGGGGAUGGAAGGUGUAGUGAAAACAGUCAAGGAUUGUGACAGGGUUGGAUGCUCAAUCGGCCAAGAUGAUAAAACUACACCGGAAACACCGGAAGCUGCUGCAGGCAGGAUUUCUUGGCAACCCAUCUUGACCGACGAUCCAAAAUGGCCGCAUCAACGAGGGAUUGCAGGUUGCAUUGCUCACAUGCCCUGUCGAGUAUACAAAGUCGUACGAACCGAUGAAGCCACCAACCCAGCCAUGGUGGUCUUUGCCAACAUUGAACAUGCCUUGGUCCAUUCCAACUAUUGGGAUAAGGAGAAAAACAGAUUCGUUCCCAAGGUGGGUUUCGCAACGUACCUGAAAAGACUCGGAAGCGAUUCGUUUGGCUAUGUUUCCGCAAUCAAGACAGAUGGCUCCGGCCAACCUGAGUAGCUUCAAUAAGCCCUGAUAGCCUUGAAACAACAUAUUCAAACUGAGACGUUGG